Mya arenaria is the source of this 2424-nucleotide messenger RNA. Its product is annotated as coiled-coil domain-containing protein 63-like. The coding region runs from base 185 to 1846 and encodes 553 amino acids. NCBI's taxonomy places the organism in Eukaryota, Metazoa, Mollusca, Bivalvia, Myida, Myidae. The record is from RefSeq and is a predicted model, not a curated record. Gene Ontology annotation, biological process: cilium movement; outer dynein arm assembly. Gene Ontology annotation, cellular component: axoneme. The transcript has 12 exons.
UCAACUAAGGGAAAUCACUUCAUUCAAAUUCCGCAAAUUUCGACUUACUUCCCUUGCCGGAAGUAUUUGUAACCAAGGUCGUUGUGCAGGUGCGCGUUGUUUGUACACAGAAAUCCAGGUGACAAAAUAAUAGAAAUUCGAAAAGACUUAAUCGUCUGUCAGUGACUUAACCAAACCUUGAACCAUGCCGCGUCCCAGGUCAGCUAGGUCAGACAACAGUGAUGGCGAUAUGGAAGGGUUGGCAGAGCAGGAGUUGCUCAAACUGCAGAGACAGUACCGCAUCAUGGAGGGGGACAGGGCUGCAUAUACUGAGGAAUCCCAAAAUGUCAUCAGAAAACAGAAAGGAGAGAUAGGUCAGCUGGAGACUGAAAAGCAAGAGCUUCUCAAGGAGCUCCGUCUUGCUGAGAGUCGCAGUAACCAGGUGAUGGAUGAGGACCAUACUGACACUCUUGUCACCCUUGCUGAUGCCAAAGAGGAUUAUGACAAGGAGAUUGAUGAUGAGAAGAAGAAGUCAACAGAACUUGAUGCCAAGAUCCGGGAGUGGGAACGAAAGAUCAAGCAACAACAUAAGAACAUGGGUGGUGUUCACAUGAGUUCUCAGCACACCGUACAGACACAGAAGACCCUUAGGACACUGGAAAACAGGCUUGAUCAGUCCAAGAGGAAGUUCAACUCUAUCCUGACUGAGAAUGCACGUAUGCGAGAUGAGAUAGAGAGUCUCCGUGUGGAGAGGACGCGGUUCGACCAGCUGUAUAAGAAACUGGACAAGGAGCUUACCUCACUUAGGAGAAAUAAGGGACAACUGAUCGAAGAGUCCACACAGGCCUAUGAUGCCAGAGACGAUGCCCAGCAGAAGAUGAUCAUACUGAAGGAGAAGGCCGAUAAGGAUCUGCAGCAGCACAAUGCGGAGAUGAAGGAGUUAUUACGCAUCAUUGACCAUGACCGAUCACUCCGUGUCUUCAUGGGCAUUAAGGGGCAGGAGCGACAAGAAGACCCACAGCUGGUGAUCUGGAGGCAGAGGAAGGAGGCGCUGGAGGCUGAGCGUAAGAAGGAAAGCCAGGAAGACUCGGUGGAGACAUUUGAAGCUGCCUUUGAGAGGAUCAAGGAAAUGACUGGGCUAGAGGAUCUUGAUGAGCUGGUCAGAAGGUUUAUUGAGGUUGAAGACAAGAACUUUGCCCUGUUCAAUUACGUUAAUGAACAAAACAACGAGAGUGAACAACUCAAUGACGAUAUUGAAGAGAUCAGGAAUGAGAUAGAGAAGUUCAAGCUGCAGGGCAUCGAGCUGGAAGACCAGCGUAAAAUGAUCCUGAAGGAGCUUGAAGAAAAACAGACCACGAGCUCAAAGGAGGGAGAUGAAUACGAAAAGAAAUGUACAGAGAUCUCCAAGAUCAUUGAUCAGCUUAAACAAGGUAUUGAGUCAUUAUUUGGGAAGAUUAACUGCGACCGUUCAGCCAUCGAUGAGAUGUUGGGGGCGGCACAUGGCGUCACCGAUAGCAACAUGAUCCAAUACCUCGGCAUUAUAGAACAAAGAACAAAUGAACUCCUCGCAAUACAGAACUAUGUCAGUUCAAAGGAUAUGGAUCGGUAUGAGAAGGGACCCAGUCUGAUUGGUGAAGGCCCAGCAGCCCCUGCACCACAAUUACCUAUACUGCCACCAUCAGUUGGAGAUGAGUACGACAGUGAAGGUUCAGAAGGAAGUGAAGACGAUGCGCGACCAAUGACACGGAACGAACUUCAACGUAAGGUUAUGAAAACUGUCAAGAAACGGGAAUCUGCAGCGCGAAAAGAAGGAUUCCGAUAUGACCUUACCACCACACAGAAAAAGGGCAAAAAGGAUAAGAAAUAAAUUGGGAUAUUGAAUUGGACAUUUUCAUUAGCUGUUUUGGACAUUACAUGAUGUGCUGUUAUAUUGAGGGCUUAUUUUUAUAGUUUAAAAAAGGACUUAUAAAUCAUGUAUAUAUGUUGACAUCAAUUCAUUUUAUAUUUAAGCCACUAUGUGUAACAUUUAUUACCAACUUGUUUAUAGAUGUUGUAUAAUUCAAUUAAUACACUGCUGAAAAUUUGUUUUACAUUUUGUAAUAUGCAAACAUUUAACUUUAGUUAUACAUGUACCAUCUUAAAGUCUCUUAGUUUGCUCGAACUUAUGGUAUUUCUUUAACUGAUGCAUGUUUAUAUAGAAGUAUUUUUAAAAAUGCCAUAAAAUCUGUUCAGAAAGAAAGACACCUAAUUGUUGUAUGAAGUGAAGCACUGUUUCAUAUACCUUUCUUCCAAUCAACAAAACCUUGUCGAGUAUUAAUGACUACAUGUAUUGCAUUUUAUUUUUAUUUUCUGUGAUACUUUUUAUUUGAAUAUAUUUUUGUCAAAUACAAAAAUGUGUUACAUUGUUGAGAAUGGUUAAUAAUUAAGAAUUAAAGAUCAAAUAUU